AAAUUUGAUUGCUCAACAUAAGACACAUGGUGUUCAAUUAUCUAUUUGAUUGGUUCAUACGCUGGGACUUCUAUCUCAAAUAUAAAAAAAAGAUGUUGAUUUUAAUAGCAUAUUAUGAGUGAGAUGAAAGCGUAAAUAGAGUGUUUCGACAUUUGUUCUUGAUCUGUCUCACACAUCUUCAUUUUUCGUCAUCGUAUGUUUGUUGAUUGUUUAGUAAAUUAAGCAGCAUGUCUUGUGUCACUGUAAACUCUGCGCCUAUACCCUCUGUUGCAGCAAGUACUGUUUCGCAGAACAUCAUAACAGGGGCCAGUAGUCUAGCUACAGGGAACAUAACUACACAAAGUACAGUAAGCACUCCCAUUACCACUCAAAACUCAAAUAGCACAGCUAUAAAUGUCAACAUGUUGCCUCCUGAUAGCUCUGCUCAAGUACAUCAGGUUCUCACUAAACAGCGCCUCCAAGAUUUAGUAAGGGAAGUUGACCCUAAUGUACAACCGGAUGAGGACGUUGAAGAGCUGCUUCUGCAAAUAGCUGAAGGGUUUAUUGAUGAUGUGGUCAGUACAUCUUGUUUCUUAGCAAAACAUCGAAAGUCUUCUGUUCUGGAGGUGAAAGAUGUGCAGUUAAGCUUAGAGAAAAAUUGGAAUAUGUGCAUUCCGGGAUUUGGCUCGGAAGAGUUGAGACCCUACAAGAAGUCUUUUAGCACUGAAGCUCACAAACAGAGAAUGGCCUUGAUACGAAAAACCCUGAAGAAAUAGAAGAUUUUUGGAUCUUUGUAUACAAGAUUCUAUGUAUUAUUUAUUUGUAUAAAAAUAAAAUGUUUAUUUAAAAAAAUAAAAUUCUCUACAAAAUAA
Parasteatoda tepidariorum (common house spider) is the source of this 851-nucleotide messenger RNA. It is a transcript of the gene Taf12, whose product is annotated as TATA-box binding protein associated factor 12. Gene Ontology annotation, cellular component: SAGA complex; transcription factor TFIID complex. Gene Ontology annotation, molecular function: DNA binding; protein heterodimerization activity; TBP-class protein binding. Gene Ontology annotation, biological process: DNA-templated transcription initiation; RNA polymerase II preinitiation complex assembly. NCBI's taxonomy places the organism in Eukaryota, Metazoa, Arthropoda, Arachnida, Araneae, Theridiidae. The record is from RefSeq and is a predicted model, not a curated record.